AUGUUUUUCAGCAACAUUAUUAGUAGUGUACUCACGCGCGUUGUAGUAAGCAGUAUGAAACAAACACACAAACACAGGUACAGUACUCGUACUCGUCAAAACUAUAGCGACGCUAAUAGACGACCGCACUCAUUGCGGUACGCACCGAAAGAUGUCAGCGAGCAGGAGUCGAAGGUAAUAUCGACUAACCGUAAGGAUGCAAAAGCGAUAGCAGUGGCAAAGCUAAAGGCAGGCGAAGUGAUUGCAAUUCCCACAGAUACCGUGUAUGGGCUUACCUGCAGUGCCAACAAUCCGGAAGCCAUACACCGGUUGUACAAUAUUAAGGGCCGGCAUGAGCUAAAACCCGUCGCCAUAUGUGUGGCCAGCAUAGAGGAUGUGCGACAGUGGGGCGAAACGGACCAUCUAAAUGAUGAGCUGUUGAGUGAACUUUUCCCCGGAGCGGUAACGCUCGUGGUGCGAAGAUCGUCGAAAUUAAACAAUCCCGCGCUGAACCCGGGUGUGGCAAACAUUGGCAUAAGAAUUACGGAAAACAAAUUCAUACAGCAUGUGUGUGAAGCGUUUCAGCAGCCGAUAGCAUUGACCAGUGCUAACAAAAGCUCCAGCAAAAGCACUCUGAAUGUGGAAGAGUUUAAAGAACUGUGGUGUGAGCUAGGGGCCGUGUUCGAUGGAGGUCAGUUAGGUUUGUCGGAGGAGCAAAGGGCCGCAUCCACGGUCAUCGAUCUAUCCGAACCGGAGCGCUACAAGAUCAUUCGUUGGGGUGUUUCAGUGGAAAAAAUUAUUAAAACAGUUGAAAGGCAUAACUUUCGCGAAGCGGAGUAGUAGAGAGUUUGGUCUUAUCUGUUUGUCAUGUCAAUAACAGCGCAUAGCUCGAACACACUCGAACAAAAUCGAACAAUGCAUGCACUUUCCCGGCUCUUCCAGUAUUGCAGUUACACUAACACGCAUGGUUCAAUAGAAACACUAAUUAAAUAAGCAAAAUAAUAUGGUUCCUCAUGCUGUCCUUUGAUCGGUAAAAUCAAGCGUAUCUAACCCGGCUUUACUUAAUAAAAUGAUAAAAUAAAACAGGCACUACAUAAGACUG
Messenger RNA from Anopheles merus, 1081 nucleotides. It is a transcript of the gene Tcs1, whose product is annotated as yrdC domain-containing protein, mitochondrial. Gene Ontology annotation, cellular component: cytoplasm. Gene Ontology annotation, molecular function: tRNA binding; nucleotidyltransferase activity; double-stranded RNA binding. Gene Ontology annotation, biological process: regulation of translational fidelity. The transcript has a single exon. The coding region runs from base 1 to 819 and encodes 272 amino acids. The record is from RefSeq and is a predicted model, not a curated record. Lineage: Eukaryota; Metazoa; Arthropoda; Insecta; Diptera; Culicidae.